Messenger RNA from Rhizoctonia solani, 1059 nucleotides. Its product is annotated as Zinc-binding dehydrogenase. Gene Ontology annotation, molecular function: oxidoreductase activity. NCBI's taxonomy places the organism in Eukaryota, Fungi, Basidiomycota, Agaricomycetes, Cantharellales, Ceratobasidiaceae. The record is from RefSeq and is a predicted model, not a curated record. Bases 1 to 1059 code for a protein of 352 amino acids. The transcript is spliced from 7 exons.
AUGUCUUCCACUCCAAUCAUAGCUCAGGCAUGGCGUUACCCUGUCAAUUUAGAGGCUUGGAACGGUCACAAAAGCCUUGAGCUCCGCGAUGUCGAAAUCACCCUACCCAAGCGGGACGAGGUUUUAGUGAGGCUACACGCGGCGGCUCUCAACUACAGGGUAUUGUAUCGGGGAAUCUAUUCCAAUGGCCCUGAUGGUCAAGGUCACGUCCCUUUGAGUGACGGGGCCGGAGAAGUAGUAGCUGUUGGAGAAGGCGUCACACAAUGGAAGAAGGGUGACCGAGUUCACUCGUUAUUUUUCGAGACAUGGUGCGAAGGACCUAACAAGGCAGAACAUAUGUCAUUUUCUGUAGGCGGAAGCACAACGGGGUGUCUCACACAAUAUAGGAUCUUCGAUGCUAAAACCCUCCUCCCCAUUCCCUCUCAUCUUUCUUACGAAGAAGCCGCCACUAUUCCUUGUGCAGCACUGACUGCAUGGCAUUCAUUCUUCGAAAAGCAACCUAUAACAAAAGAUUCAACCGUGCUGGUCCUUGGUAGCGGGGGAGUUUCCGUUUUCGGAGCCCAAUUGGCCAAGGCCACAGGCGCACGAGUUAUCGCUACUACAUCAAGUACAGAAAAGGAGGAUAAGUACAAAUCACUCGGAGUCGACGAUGUUAUCAAUUACCGAGAGAUACCCCAAUGGUGGGAGAAAGUGAGGGAAUUGACUGGAGGGCAAGGUGUCGAGCAAGUCCUUGAAGUUGGUGGACAAGGCACUCUGGUUCAGUCUCUUAAGUCUGUCGCACGUCAGGGAAUUGUACAUGUGAUCGGCGCUCUCGCGCAGGGCGAACCUACCGGAGAGACAGUCCAGGAUGUGGCCUCGGCGUUGUUAUUCGGGCAGGCCACAAUGUCCGGAACGUUCGUUGGCAGCAAGGUGAUGUGUGAAAGACUAGACGCUUUCAUAGCCGAGCACAAGAUUAAGCCAGUUGUUGACCGAGUGUUCGGCUGGGCUGAAGUGCACAAUGCAUUCGACUAUCAACUCAAAGGCUCGCACUUUGGAAAAAUAAUAAUCAAAAUUGAUUGA